This is a messenger RNA of Planococcus citri (citrus mealybug), 2268 nucleotides long. RefSeq lists its product as uncharacterized. The coding region runs from base 706 to 2160 and encodes 484 amino acids. The transcript is spliced from 5 exons. NCBI's taxonomy places the organism in Eukaryota, Metazoa, Arthropoda, Insecta, Hemiptera, Pseudococcidae. The record is from RefSeq and is a predicted model, not a curated record.
UCUCAAACUUCAUUUUUGGCCUUUACAGAGUGAUUUGAAGUGUUUGAAGAAACUUUGAAAAAUUUCUAGAGAAUUCAGAAGGUUCAAAACUACAGUUUUCGAUACCUAGUUGCGCUCAAGUUGUCACUUUUUAACAUCUCACGUCAAUAAAAUUUCAAAGUUUGACAUUUUUGUCAUUCAAUAUUGAAAUAGGCAAAUCUCUAUUGAAAACUGUCUGAAAAUCCACUAGAAAUCAUUGCCGUUUUUUUGUUUUUUACCAACACUCAAUCAAAUUCAAAAACGACACUUUCAAAAUUUAAAAUUCAACUUUCCAUACUAACUUGCAUUUCACAGCAGUACAUAACCUAUACAUGUAAAUAAGCACAACCAUUACUCGUAGGAAUCAACAAGACAACAUCGUUCAAGGUGACAUCAAUCAACAGUUCAACACCCAUCAUUUUUUCAAAUUUUAGUUACAACAGCCAUUAUUCAAUCAGCAAGAUGAUUAUAGAGUGGCAGAUACAAUAUUUUCAACCCUUUUAAAAUCCUUGUAACCAGCUGUUUGUCAAAUCAAUUGCUCAUGUGAGACGGCUACAAAAAUUCAGUACAUUCGACUUCAUCAACUCGACAAUAGGUUUACUGACGAGAAUUUUCAUCAAAAAUUAAUUUUAAUUGGCAAAAGCAUUACACGUCAACAUACACAAGUUACCCACAACCUUACUCAAAAUGAAGUCGUUUUUACUGCUAACACUUUUAUUGGGCGUAAUUUUUGUUCGAACAGCAUCAGCAAACGGUUCAGAUAACGAAGGAGGAGGAGAAGAAGAAGAAGAACGAGGUGAGGAAGGGGAUGAGGAGGGUGAAGAAGAAGAAGGAGAAGAAGGUGAAGAGGAAGAAGCUGCACAGCAAGGGCCCGUAUUUCCGAACCUGAUCUGUACACUAUUCACUACCCAAGGAUGUAACGCAGGUUGCGGAAUCGUUGCCAAAAUAUACGGAAACGAAAGCACCGGAUACUGCAACGAUCAAAACAUUUGUGUUUGUGAUCCUUCUGAAAACCUAACUUUGGAUGACUUAUGGGACCGAAAGUUCGACAGCAAGGUUGUUUUGCCUCAGGUCAAACUCGACUCAGAACUCUCCAAACAAGUAUUCGAGAUACUAAAAGCAUCCUUCAUGUCAUCCGAAGAGACCAAAGCAGCGUUAGAAUCCGUUUUACCAACCGAGUACCAAAAUAUUCGCAUCAAGACUAAAGUGCCUUCUACCAAAAUAGUCCAACCUGAGAGGAAAUUCAAUAAAGAAGAAGCCAAAAAAUACACAACUCUCAAGUUACGAUCGUUCAUAAAUAAAGAAUUUCCAAAAGACAUCGAUUACAAGAAAUCUCUCAACGAAGCUUUGGAAAACGCUCCGGAUGAAUUAGCUUUUCAACACUUGGUACAUGAUGUUCGUCGUACGCAUAAUCCCAUAUUAGGAAAAGUGGUCGAUGAGUUCUUGCAGUUGAGUCAAGAGGACGAACAGCCAAUGGAUGAAAAAGAGGAAGACCUUGAAGAAUUCGUCGAUAAUCAUAUCAUCAACGAACUCAUAAAAGCCACUCGAGCCAAAGCUAAGAGUCCUGGUACACCUCCAGCAGCCAACUCAAAAGGACCAUCCAAACCAGGCCAAAAAUCCAUCAAACCACCUAUCAGUCAAAACUCUGGUGGCCCUCGCCCACCUCAAAAUCCACCUCUAUUUUCUUCUGUAACCGUUGACUACACACUACCAAAGUCUACCAUCAACAAAACAGUCAUAGAUAAUUUCCGCAACCCAGUUGAUAAAACCUGGACAGGACCCAAUUACGAUGUUCGUUUUAAGCGUGUAUCUCCUUCAGGCGAUACUCAACUUUGGUGGAGAAAAGAUAACGAUGAGGUUUACCUACACAGACAUGCAGAUGGAGCUGUCGACCAAAACUGGAAUUUCGGUGGUAAAGUGUUCAUUGGAUUAUAUCGAGAUAUCGAUAGAACUCAAAUACAGAGUUGGGAAUUCGACAAAACUAGACUGGACUACGACAGGUCUCCAAAUGGUACACCUCAUCGAGUUUGGUACAACAACAACAGGGACGAGGGUGCGUAUAAAAAGUACACCGAGAUUAUCAAAUCCUGGUGCGAUGCAAACGAUUUCUUCGUUGAGAAAGAAUCUUGCGUCAUUUUUUAAUGAAUAACUGACCAUAACAGAAAAGAAAAUAGAAAAAAUGUGAAAAAAACAAUGUUAGAUUUUAUGUGUAUAAAUGUAUAAUAAAACUGUUCCUAUUUCAAAUGAAGA